Colletotrichum aenigma is the source of this 1440-nucleotide messenger RNA. RefSeq lists its product as uncharacterized. The record is from RefSeq and is a predicted model, not a curated record. The coding region runs from base 1 to 1440 and encodes 479 amino acids. Gene Ontology annotation, molecular function: G protein-coupled receptor activity. The transcript has 4 exons. Gene Ontology annotation, biological process: adenylate cyclase-activating G protein-coupled receptor signaling pathway. Lineage: Eukaryota; Fungi; Ascomycota; Sordariomycetes; Glomerellales; Glomerellaceae. Gene Ontology annotation, cellular component: plasma membrane.
AUGUCAGCCGCGGCGCAACGCGGGACAUUGGCGCCUCUCCCAGAACACCACCGGCUGGGCUUGAUCGUCUUGACAGCUUUCUCGCUUUUAUCAUUUGUAUCGACUACUGCCUUGUGGCUUUUCAUAUCGUACAAGCUCCUUUCAGAACGUUUAGAAGAGAGAAGGCGGAAGAGGCGAAGGGCCCGUCGACCUGCCGCCCCGCAGUUCCCCGACCUAUCCCUCGGGCUCGAUGCCCCAUGCUCCGGGGCCACCGGCUUUGAGCGUAUUUUGGAGCUGGACCGAUUAGCUGCGGAAGCCCAAGGGAGACCGCCCGACACCAAUUCUCAAGAAGCCGAUGAAGAUGCCGAGCCACAAGUGCGCAACCCGUUUCCGAUUCUUGUUUACAAUCUUUUGCUUGCGGAUAUAAUGGAAGCCCUUGCAUAUGGGCUGAGUUCCUACUGGGUAGCUGUCGAUGGCAUAUUUGCACCAUCAGGGGUGUGUUGGGCGCAGGGUUGGCUGGGGUCGACGAGCAACUUAGCGGCCAGUCUCUUUCUCGCAGUAAUUGCGGUGAACACUUUCUUGACUGUGGGCUUGGGUAUCAAGCCACCACCAUGGGCAGUUUACACGGCGAUUGCUGGACUGUGGAUUUUCGACUUCAGCAUCAAUGGAGCAGGAGUCCGGGUGGCUGAAGCGGACCCAGAGGUUCCUGGCGAAUCUUUUUUCAUGAGAGCCAAUGUGUGGUGCUGGAUCUCGAAUGCAUACGACCCAUGGCGACUCUGGGGUCAUUACUUCUGGGUCAUAGUCUCCAUCGGCAUAACCAUUAUCCUCUACUCAUUUGUUUUUUACACACUCUGGCGACAGAAGCGAAGCUGUCGUCAUCUACCAGAGAAACGUACAUCUACACACAGCGACGUACCGCCCUUGAGGGGGUAUCACCCAGCAUUUCUAGCUUAUCCCUUCGUCUACAUAGCCUGCAGUGUCCCGUUAGUGGUAGGACGCAUUACGUCCCUGCAGGGCAUCGAUCUUGGGGUCCCCUACUUCGCCUUUGCGGGGUGCGUUUUGGCUCUGAAUGGGCUGUUCAACUCGAUCUUGUGGACGACUACGAUUCUAUGCAGUGCGCCCAAAGAUGCCCACGACACAGGCCUCGACCGAUUCGCUUUUAUGAGAACGCCAAUACGAGAGUUCGGAAAUACCGUCAUAAUCAGCGGCCCUGCUAGUAGGAGAGUUCCGCUUUGGGAGAUCACCCCUGGCAGUAGCCAUAAGCGUUGGUGGUGGUGGCAGCACGGUGGCCAAAGAGGCUGGGGAAGAACAAGGUCUUACGCGAGUAUGCAUGACACGCCUAGUUUGCGAUCAGUUGAAGUCCCUGCUUAUGAGAUGCAGAGUCCAGCGGAGGGUCCACAGAUACAGAUGGACGUCGUGACAGCAGUCAGCAGUGAGAGAGCAGAAUCGGAAGGAAAGUAG